AUGGCUGCCGGUCAAGGUCAAGGUCAAAAGAAGAAGUUUGAAAAGUUUGACCCCAAUGGGGCACAAUCUUUCACACCUGGUCAACCACAACAGCAGUAUGGUGUAAACGGUGGUUAUUAUAACAACAAUGGGUACAGACCAAACAAUAACCAAGGUAACAGUGGGUUCAACAAUAGUUUCCACCAGAAAAAACCAAUGUCUUACCAACAAUUCCAAACCGCUAAUCAACCAAGAAAGAACCACACUGAUAGCGUUAACAGUUCUGAUUUUGACUCUUCCUCGGAACAAUCGUCAAGAUUGACCACUCCAACUCAAUCCACCACAUCAUUGACAGCUUUGAACCAUUCUAUGCAAAAAUUGCACGUUUCUCCAUUGUCUGAAUGUUUGGAAAACUUCAAGAACUCCAAAAACUUGGCUGAUAUUAGAAAGAACUCUGGUGAUAUCUCCGAUAAGAUUGUUGAGCACGGUUUGCCUUCGAUUGAUGAAUGGGAACUUUACGAUUUUAUUAAACUUUUGACCACUUCUAAGUCUUCAUCGGCCUUAUUGAAAGAAGGGGCAAUGAUUUUAUUGCAAACUUUGGUCUCCAGUGCCUUUAUCGAUAAACAACCAUAUGAAGCAUAUCUUAUUAAGUUCUUCCCAUUAUGUCUCAACCAAUUUAUGGCUAAGGAAAUCAACGUUGUUAAAGCCGCCCAAAAGACUGUCGAUGUGCUCUAUACUUGUAUUCCAUCCGUUUCUUCCCCAUCAGUUUUGCUUAAUGAAUUAUUAGCUUAUUUGCAAAGUAGUGCCAAAUGGAAGCCUAAGGUUGGUGCUUUAAAAAUCAUCAACAAUAUUAUUGAGGAUGCUAGCGCCGAAGUAUUGAAGAUGAAAUUCCACGUCUCCAUCCCAAUCCUUAGUGAUAUUUCCAGUGAUUUCAAGCCAGAAUUGGCAAAAGAAGGUUUCAAGACUUUGACCAACUUUGUUAACGUUUUGGAAGAUAACUUAGAUUUGGAAAAGAACUUACCAGCUAUUGUUGCUGCUUUGAACGACCCAAAAAAGAUUACUGCAUGUAUCAAUUCUUUGGCUUCUACUACUUUUGUUACCGAAGUUACCGAAGCUACUUUGGCUAUCUUGGCCCCAACUUUGAAUAAGUCCAUGAACAUGGCCUCCUCUUCCCAAGAUCAAUUAAGAUUGACCAUCACUAUUGUUGAAAACUUGACAAGAUUAGUGAAAAAUUAUAAGGAAAUUGAAAACUACUUGCCAAUUUUGUUACCUUCAGUCAAGAAGAUUGCCCAGAACGCUACUUUACCAGAAAUUAGAGAAUUGGCCUCUAAGUCUUUGAAGGUUUUGGAAACUGCCGAUGAAUACACCAAAAAGCACGAAUUCAAUGGGGUUUUGAGUCUCGAAGAAGCCAAAAAGUACCUUGGUGAACAAUUCAAGAGCAACAGCAUUAUUCAAAACUAUGUUGCCAACAUUGUCGCUGAUUUAUCCAAUGUUCAUAAAUUGGAAGAAUUGAAGCAUUACUUGGAAGCUAUUCUUAACGUCAAAUCUGAUGCCAAGCUCUUGGAAUUUGCCACUGAAGAAGAAAAGGAAAAAUACAUUGCUACUAUGAUCCAUUCCUUGAAGGAACUUUUCCACAUUGAAGAUGAAGAAGACAUUUACGAAGACGAAGGUGAAGAAAUUGUCAACACCAUUUUCUCUUUGGCUUACGGUGGUAGAAUGUUGUUGAACAAGACCAGAUUGAGAUUGGUUAAAGGUCACAGAUAUGGUUUGUGUGGUAGAAAUGGUGCUGGUAAAUCAACUUUGAUGAGAGCCAUUGAUAACGGCCAGGUUGAUGGUUUUCCAUCUAAGGAUCAAUUGAAGACUUGUUUUGUGGAACAUAAAGUCCCAACUGAAGAUGAGAAGUCCACCAAGUUGGAUUUGGUUUCAUUAAUUCAAACCGAAGAAGAUUUCACUAACUUGCCAAGAGAAGAAAUUGCCAAGGCAUUGGAAGAUGUUGGUUUCGAUGAAACCAGAAGAUCCCAAGCCCUUAACUCCUUGUCUGGUGGUUGGAGAAUGAAGUUGGCUUUGGCUAAAGCUAUGUUGAUGAAGGCCGAUAUCUUGUUGUUGGAUGAACCUACUAACCACUUGGAUGUUGCAAAUGUUGCCUGGUUGGCCGACUACUUGUUGGAACACUCUGAGAUCACCUCUUUGAUCGUGUCCCACGACUCUGGAUUCUUGGAUAAAGUUUGUACCAAUAUCAUUCAUUACGAAAGCAAGAAGUUGGUCUACUACAAGGGUAAUUUGUCUGCUUUGGUUAAGAUCAAGCCAGAAACCAAAUCUUACUACACUUUGACCGAUUCUAAUGCUAAAAUGGCUUUCCCAAGAUGUGGGUUGUUGCAAGGUAUCAAGUCGAGAACUAAGGCUAUCGCCAAAAUGGUGGAUGUGACGUUUACUUAUCCAGGAGCUCCUAAGCCAUCAUUAUCUGACGUUUCAUGUUCUUUGUCUUUGUCUUCCAGAGUUGCCGUUUUAGGUCCUAAUGGGGCUGGUAAAUCCACUUUGAUCAAGUUACUUACUGCCGAAUUAGUCCCAGAUAAGGGUACCGUUGAAAAACAUCCAAACUUGCGUAUUGGUUACAUUGCUCAACACGCUUUGCAACAUGUUGAACAACACAAGGAAAAGACUGCUAAUCAAUAUUUACAAUGGAGAUAUAAGUUUGGUGACGAUCGUGAAGUGUUGUUGAAGGAAUCUAGAAAGAUCUCUGAUGAAGAAAAAGAAAUCAUGAAAAAAGAAAUUGAAGUUGAUGACGGUAGAGGACCAAGACAGAUUGAAGCCAUUGUCGGUAGACAAAAGUUCAAGAAAUCUUUCCAAUAUGAAGUCAAAUGGAAGUUCUGGUUACCAAGAUAUAAUUCUUGGGUUCCAAAGGAAGUGUUGUUAGAACACGGAUUCAAUAAAUUGGUCCAGAAAUUCGAUGAUCAUGAAGCUUCGAGAGAAGGUCUUGGUUAUAGACAAUUGAUUCCAUCUGUGAUUAGACAACAUUUCGAAGACGUUGGUUUGGAUGGUGAAAUUGCUGACCACACCCCAAUGGGAUCUUUGUCCGGUGGUCAAUUGGUUAAGGUUGUCAUUGCUGGUGCCAUGUGGAAUAACCCACAUUUGUUGGUUUUGGAUGAACCAACCAAUUAUUUGGAUAGAGACUCUCUUGGUGCUUUGGCUAUUGCUAUUAGAGAUUGGAAUGGUGGUGUCGUUAUGAUUUCCCACAACAAUGAAUUCACCGGUGCUUUGUGUCCUGAACAAUGGAUUGUUGAGAAUGGUAAGAUGGUCACCAAGACCAUUGCUUCUAUCGAUGAGGACAGAUUCGAAGAUGGUAAGCAUGGAGAAGUCGCCAAUAAGGUGAUGGCUAGUGGUGAAGCUGCUUCUUACCAAAAACCAGAUGAUGAUGAUUCGCCAGCCAAUAUCAAGGUCAAGAAGAGAAAGAAGAAGUUGACCAGAAAUGAAAAGAAGGCCAGAGACGAAAGAAGACGUCUUAGACAUAUUGAAUGGUUGUCAUCUCCAAAGGGUACACCAAAGCCUCAAGAUACCGAUGAUGAAGAUGAAUAG
This is a messenger RNA of Saccharomycopsis crataegensis, 3552 nucleotides long. RefSeq names its product New1p (gene NEW1). The coding region runs from base 1 to 3552 and encodes 1183 amino acids. The transcript has a single exon. The record is from RefSeq and is a predicted model, not a curated record. Lineage: Eukaryota; Fungi; Ascomycota; Saccharomycetes; Ascoideales; Saccharomycopsidaceae. Gene Ontology annotation, molecular function: ATP binding; ATP hydrolysis activity.